This is a messenger RNA of Hippocampus comes (tiger tail seahorse), 2412 nucleotides long. It is a transcript of the gene tgm5l, whose product is annotated as transglutaminase 5, like. Gene Ontology annotation, cellular component: mitochondrion. The record is from RefSeq and is a predicted model, not a curated record. NCBI's taxonomy places the organism in Eukaryota, Metazoa, Chordata, Actinopteri, Syngnathiformes, Syngnathidae. The transcript is spliced from 14 exons. Bases 116 to 2146 code for a protein of 676 amino acids. Gene Ontology annotation, biological process: peptide cross-linking. Gene Ontology annotation, molecular function: protein-glutamine gamma-glutamyltransferase activity.
AGUGUCGGUGUUGCCCUCCAGCAAUUUAGAGGUGUGUGCUUAACGCCUGCGUGUGUUUUCGUUGGAGACGUCAACGUGUUGCAAUUUCACCGAAUGGAAUUCUGGAGAUUUCAGCAUGCAACAAGUUGAGUUGGAAAUUGAGGAGAACCUGCAGCGCCACCGGACGGCCGGCUUCAGCCACUCCAAAGCUCUAGUGGUGCGAAGAGGGGCGCCGUUCAGAGUCAGCCUGCCGAUGAAGGACAGCCCUUUUGACCCCAGCGCUGACACGCUGAGGGUGAAAGUUAUGCUCGGCCGCCUGUACGUGACCAUGCCCGUCACUUUGCCUGAAAACUCUCCUUCAUCCCGUUGGGCGGCCUUUAUGGACCCUAAAGGCCUUGAUGUGACCAACCCAUCAAUGUACAUAUGUGCCCCGUCUUCAGCCUCGGUGGGCUGCUACAGUUUUAAGGUGUUGGCAUUCGCUCAAGACAAGCUGCAGUUUCGUGCUUCGGGCAAAUUCAUCCUACUCUGCAACCCCUGGUGUCAUGCUGACAGUGUCUACAUUCCCUUCGAGGACCAAAGGGAGGAAUACAUCCAGAAUGACUCAAGUUUGCUCUUCAUGGGGACGGCUACCAACGUUGUGUCCAGACCAUGGUCCAUGGACCAGUUUGAGCCAGGCAUCCUGGAGGCGUGUCUCAACUUGCUCAAUGUCAGCCCUCAACACCAACGCAAUAAGAGGAUGGACUACCUGUACCGUAACAACCCAGUCUACAUCAGCCGUGUAGUUUCAGCCAUGAUCAACUGCGAAGAUGACCGCGGCGUGCUAAAAGGCAACUGGUCAGGCGAUUUCAGCGGCGGGGUCCACGCAUCCACGUGGACCGGCAGCGGAGACAUCCUGAGAACCUGGGCUCAGUCCGGGUACCGGCCGGUCAAGUAUGGCCAGUGCUGGGUGUUUGCUGCUGUCAUGUGUACAGUCAUGCGCGUCCUUGGCAUUCCUUGCCGCGUCGUCACAAACUUCAACUCGGCUCACGACACCAACGGCAACCUGGUCAUUGAGGAGUUCUACAGCGAGAUGGGAAAGAAGCUGAAGAGCACGAAAGACUCAAUCUGGAACUUCCACGUUUGGGUCGAGUGUUGGAUGACUCGGCGGGAUUUGGGCAGCGACGCGGAUGGCUGGCAGGCUCUGGAUCCCACCCCGCAGCACAGGAGCAGAGGUGUGUUCUGCUGCGGCCCGGCUCCCGUCAAGGCCAUCAAGGAGCGCCGUAUCGACCUCUUCUACGACAUCCCCUUUGUCUACGCCGAGGUGAACGCUGACGUCCACACAUGCGUGGUGAGCCAGGGCCGCGUGGUGAGCCGCAGCGUGGACACGGAGAGAGUGGGGCCGCUCAUCUGCACCAAAUCUGUGGGUUUCCCCAGGCUGCACAACAUCACUGGGGAUUAUAAAAAUAUCAAAAGCCGCUUUUCAACACUCUCAUCAAACAGUUCCUCCCGCUCAGAGAGCUCCACGCUAAGGCGAGGCACAACCAAGCUGGCUGCCAUUCUGACGCUGGAUAAAACCCCCGUGGCUGGUGCGGUUAUCCACAUCACCUUGAAGGUCAUCAACAGGCAGCGCGUGGCCAAGGUGAUGAAGGUCCAUGUCAACGCGCAGAUCAAAGAAUACAACAACAGCCCUGCGGAGACUUUCUGGGAAAACCACAGUACGAUACAACUGGGCCCUCUGGAAGUGAAGGUCCUGAAGCAGCAGAUCCAUCCGGGCCAGUACGAAGACGUGGUCGGGGACGACCUGGUCAACCUGGCAGCGGUGCUGGAGGACAUGGCCACACAUGAGCGUGUGCUGGCCUUCGAGGAGUUCAAUGUGGCCACUCCAGAGCUUGUUAUUCAGAUUGAAGGAGAAGACAAAUUGGCCCUGAAGCGGGAGCACAGCGCCAGCGUGACCUUUACUAACCCUUUCUCGCAUCCCGUAAGCGGCGUGCUAAGUGUGUCCGGCGCCGGCCUCCUCCAAGGCCACGCCAACUUCAAGAUGUUCCCGCUGCGUCCAGGAGGAAGCGGAAAGCAACGCAUCACCUUUGUCCCCAGGAUGACGGGAACUAAGAUGCUUCAGGCUUCGCUGACCCUCUCAAACAAGUCCACUGUCAGAGGAUUCAAGAUGGUCUCCAUCCAGCCUCAAUAGACCAAUAUGUUGUUUAAUUAACAGUUAAAUGUGAAUGCCGUCUUGUACUCUUGUGAUUUAGUUUUUUUGUGUUUUUUUUAAAUGACCAAGCUGUGACAUAAAAUUAUUUUUAUUCAUAUUAAAUGUUGUGUUACAUGCGUACUACUUCACUGUCUAUGGAAGCGCGAUGACCGCUACUGAAAAUGAUAACGAAACAAAUCAUUUAAUCUUGACCUGUUAACAAAUGUCCUUUAAAAUAAUGAUAAAUUAGUCAUGGAAAAAAUGUA